This is a messenger RNA of Protopolystoma xenopodis, 303 nucleotides long. The record is from the annotation of a GenBank genome assembly. Lineage: Eukaryota; Metazoa; Platyhelminthes; Monogenea; Polystomatidea; Polystomatidae.
GCCGCUGCCUGGACUAUUGGUGAAUAUGGUGACUUAUUGGUGCGUGAGAAUGGCCUGACAUCUGCCACCUUCACUGAUUUUAAUUCUUAUUCCGAUAUCUUACCCGAACAGCAAAUCGAUUCUUUCGGAUAUCCUAGACAGCAUGACGGCUGGGAUACUCGUGUGGUUUUCACUGAAACUGAGGUUCUUGAUGUUUUAUGGCAGGCGAUGACUUCAAGCCUAUCUACACCACUCACUAAGCAGAUGCUGCUCAAUUCGAUUAUGAAACUGAGCACUCGUUUUUCUUCCGUUCAUCUGCCGUGA